Pochonia chlamydosporia 170 is the source of this 696-nucleotide messenger RNA. RefSeq lists its product as hypothetical. The transcript has 2 exons. Bases 1 to 696 code for a protein of 231 amino acids. NCBI's taxonomy places the organism in Eukaryota, Fungi, Ascomycota, Sordariomycetes, Hypocreales, Clavicipitaceae. The record is from RefSeq and is a predicted model, not a curated record.
AUGAAGGGCUUUGUCUCGUUACUCGCAGUGUUCUCACAUGUGUGGGCUGGCUCAUCUGCUGCUGGAGAUGGCAACUUCACUGUCGCUUUCUUCCCACACAGCCAAAGCGAUUCCUGCAACGCCAACGAUAUCAGCAAAGCCAUAACCCUCACUACCAGUACUCGCCCAAAUGCGUACACUUGUUUCAACAUGAGCGACAUCUUCACCAGGAACAGCAGUACGGGUUUCCAAAAGACCACAAACCAACAAUACGGCAACCGCACUGGAGACCCUCUCAACCCCAACGGGAUUUCCUGGCUGCUACACAACCAGAACUUAUACGACCCAAAGGCGAACUACUCCCACACGUGGCUCAAAUUGGCCGAUGGUUCUGGAGCACAGGAAGGCAAGAGAAGUCACUGGAACUUUUACCAGUACACACUUCCUAAUUGCGAACAAAUCAGGUUAGGCGAUGAGACACACGGCGCGGAUACGCCGUGGUCCAUGAUCAGCUGCCAGACGAGCGAGGAUGGUCUCUGUAAAACAACACCAUAUCCUAUCGGAAGCUUUGCCAUCUACAAUUCUGGAGAUCCGGAUAGCGACAAGGGGAAGUGCAGAAAUUGGGUGCAGUAUGGAACCGCCGUCCGAAAAGGUGCAAAUGUGCGCAGCCCGGUCGUAGCGAUUUGUUGGCUCGUGGUGUUUGUAUUAUAUUGGUAA